This is a messenger RNA of Ornithodoros turicata, 1494 nucleotides long. RefSeq lists its product as uncharacterized. Gene Ontology annotation, biological process: DNA integration. The record is from RefSeq and is a predicted model, not a curated record. The transcript has a single exon. Bases 1 to 1494 code for a protein of 497 amino acids. Gene Ontology annotation, molecular function: nucleic acid binding. NCBI's taxonomy places the organism in Eukaryota, Metazoa, Arthropoda, Arachnida, Ixodida, Argasidae.
AUGGAGAUCACGGACUACGGGACGUUAUCCAGGCUCCUUCGGGUCACCGCCUGGAUGCUGAGAUUUGCGAACAACGCUAGAUCUGCGAGACCAUCCGUGUCUGGUCCACUCACACUUGAGGAAAUCACGCAUGUUGAGAACUUUUGGAUCCGUCGCGUGCAGGCUGAGGCUUUCCCCCAUGAGGUUCCCGCUCUCAGCAAAGGAAACGUCGUCAAACCAUCAUCGUCCCUACAUGCGUUCCAACCGUUUUUGGACGCCAACGGCAUCAUGCGCGUCGGCGGCCGUCUUCAUCAACUGAACGUGGUCGACGCCAUAAAGCACCCCAUUCUUCUGCCAUCGAAGCAUCACUUUACGCAUCUCGUAAUACUCGACGCUCACCGACAAGCCCUGCACGCCGGAGUACAAGAUACUAUCACCCAAGUCAGGAACCGAUUUUGGGUCCUCCGGGCACGCCAGACGGUUCGUCGCGUCCUACACUCCUGCCUCAGCUGCCGCCGGCAGCGCGCCGAACUCGCUAGCGUUCCAACGGCCCCCCUCCCCCGCGAGAGAAUCACAGAGGCCAACCCCUUCUCGGUAGUUGGUCUGGAUUUCGCAGGACCGCUGUUCAUCACGAACGCCGCAUCAGGAAAAGCAUACAUCGUCCUUUUCUCGUGUGGCGUCACCCGAGCCAUCCACCUAGAGCUCGCAUCUUCUAUGAACGCUGUAGACUUUCUACUGGCCUUCCGUCGCUUCGUUUCAAGACGUGGUGUGCCCACCCUGGUCUAUUCAGACAACGCCCGAACGUUUCACAAGUGCGCAGCCAUCUUGUCUGCGCCCACCACAGCUGAAGUACAAGAUUUUGCAACUCAGCACCGUAUACAGUGGCGGUUCAUCGUCGAGCGAGCACCUUGGUGGGGCGGAUGGUGGGAACGCCUCAUCGGCACCGUGAAGGCUGCUCUAAGGCGAUGUCUCGGUAGAAGCCGCCUUACUUUCGAGCAACUAACUACAGCCCUAUGCGAGGUGGAAGCUCUCGUAAAUUCCCGCCCAUUAACCCACGUCGCAUCUGAUGUCGAGGAACUCGUACCCCUCACGCCAAGCCACUUUCUGAUAGGCAAACGAGCCAUCUCUCUACCGGGCGAACACGCUGCCAUCUCACAGCCUGACGCGGAGGGCCUCCGGCACAACUUCAGAGAAAUGCUGAAGGCGAAGGAACUCUUCUGGAAGCGCUGGAGAUACGAGUACCUUCUGCAGCUGAGGUCUGCCCACGUGACUGCGUCUCCUACCCAAAGUCGUUUCAAGAAAGGGGAUGUGGUGGUGCUUCAGGAAGAUAAUGUUCGUCCCCCUUUUUGGAAGCUCGGACGCAUAGCGAAGUUGAUACGAGGGAGAGAUGGGUUAGUGCGGGCAUGUUCAGUACGUCUCGCAAGCGGCACUACCAUAACCCGUCCAGUUCAAAGGCUUUGCCGUUUGGAAGCAGACGUCUCGUCACCCGCGGCCGGGGAUGGUGUUGCGGAUUAA